This is a messenger RNA of Eutrema salsugineum, 1379 nucleotides long. RefSeq names its product transcription factor MYB34. The record is from RefSeq and is a predicted model, not a curated record. The transcript is spliced from 3 exons. Lineage: Eukaryota; Viridiplantae; Streptophyta; Magnoliopsida; Brassicales; Brassicaceae. Bases 320 to 1258 code for a protein of 312 amino acids.
GAGUAAAAAAAAAACACUGAUUGUUCUUGUUUUAAAAACUCCAUAUAUAAUGAUAACACGUUCGCGUGUUCCUCGUCAAAAGAGUGUCUCAGUGAGUACAAUCUUCAGGUGUCUUUUGGUUUUGAUCAAACGGUCUAUUAAAUUCUCGUAGUCAUCUGUUUUUUCCAUCUCUUUUUCUCGUUAAUUUCACUUAAGAAAACAAUGGAUUAAAGAGUCUUUCUUUCCAGUGAUCCUUUGAUAGGUGCUAGCGUUUUUUUUUCUCAAUUAGGUUUUCCAUAAAUAAAUUUAGAAAAUCAAGAAUCAAGAAGAAGAACCAGAGAUGGUGAGAACACCAUGUUGCAAAGAAGAAGGAGUAAAGAAAGGAGCGUGGACUCCUGAAGAAGAUCAAAAGCUUAUUGCUUAUCUUCAAUUACAUGGUGAAGGUGGAUGGCGUACUCUCCCUGAGAAAGCUGGAUUGAAGAGAUGUGGGAAGAGUUGUAGAUUGAGAUGGGCUAAUUAUUUAAGACCUGAUAUUAAGAGAGGAGAGUUUAGUCCUGAAGAAGACGACACUAUUAUCAAGCUUCAUGCUCUUAAGGGCAACAAGUGGGCCGCAAUAGCCACUAAUUUGGCGGGACGAACUGACAAUGAGAUUAAAAAUUAUUGGAACACAAAUCUCAAGAAGCGCUUAAAACAGAAAGGCCUUGAUCCAGUCACUCACAAACCGAUCAAUUCAACCGGUCUCAAACCAGAAAAUCAUAAACCGAUCCGUUCUUCCGGUUCUGCAAGGCUUCUUAACCGAGUCGCGAGCAAAUACGCGGUCGAUUUAAACCGGGAUCUACUAACCGGCAUUAUCAUCGGAGACCCCACAUUCAUCGCCGUGGAUUCACAAAUGAUCGAUUCUCCAACCGAGAAUUCGACCUCCACAUUGCUCAAUAAAAUGGCGGCAAAAUCAACCUCUCUCACAUCGAUCCCGAUCAACAAUACGUCGACAUCUUCCGGUUUAUCCGACAAUUGUUCUUUCUCCGAUGAUUUCACCGAUUUCUUUAGCAACGAAGAGAUCUCCGAUAUGUACACGAAUGUCGAUAAUGUUGGGCUUAUGGAGGAGUUAAAGAGUAUUUUAAGCUACGGAGGUGCCGGCGCCGGAGAUAUUAAAGAGUCGCCAGAGGUUAAUAAUGUAGCUGAUGAAAUGGAGUUUCUUGAUUCUUGGAACGAAGAAGGCGAUUUGGAUUUGGACAAGUUCGUGAGUUCGUUAGAGUCUAAGGUUGGUGUCUUUGUCUGACGAGUCAAAGUAAAAUCAAUCACACGUUGGUUUUUCAACUUUUUUACAUGGAUUGGCUGUAUCGCCACGUGGCGAAAAUAAUAUGCUGUCGUAAUAAAUUAAUAAUAAAAAAAUAAUUAUU